CUGAGUGAGUCUCGAAGCCUUCGCAUCGGUGUGUAACACGCACACAGAAAAGUGCAGGUGUCCUGCCGUUAGGCGUCACAAACAGGACACGCCCCUGCGUCCCCCGCCGAGACAGUUUCCUAAGCGAUGCGAUGUUCUUUGAAGUUGCCAGUUUUAUGUUAGAAAAGCCUGCCAUUGCUCCGCCCGUCUUUGUGUUUCAGAAGGAAAAAGGACAAAAGAGGUCAGCUGGCGGCUCCAGCCCCGAAGGUGGAGAAGAUUCUGACCGCGAAGAUGGAAAUUACUGCCCUCCCGUCAAGCGAGAAAGAACGUCCUCAUUAACCCAGUUCCCACCUUCACAGUCAGAGGAGAAGAGCAGUGGGUUCCGGUUGAAGCCGCCAACGCUGAUCCACGGCCAGGCACCCAGUGCAGGUCUGCCGAGCCAGAAGCCCAAGGAGCAGCAGCGCAGCGUGCUUCGCCCGGCGGUGUUACAAGCCCCCCAGCCAAAGGCCCUCUCUCAGACCGUCCCGAGCAGCGGCACCAACGGGGUCAGCAUCCCAGCAGACUGCACAGGGCCCGCGACGUCGACGUCGCCCGACAACCCAGCCCGGAGGAGUCCCUCUGACGAGGCGCGAGCACCUGAGGAGAAAGAGCCCCAGAGAAAUGAGUCUAGCAAUACUUCUGAGGAGGAAAACUGUGAGAAAAAAGAGCAAGUUGCACAGCAAGCGUUCGUGUUCGGGCAGAACCUGAGGGACAGAGUGAAGUUAAUAGAUGAGAGCGCUGAGGCAGCUGACCUGGAGAAUGCCGGGCACCCCAGUUCAGAAACGCCGACCGCCACCAACUAUUUCCUUCAGUAUAUCAGCUCCAGAGCAGACCCCAGUGGGCCAGUGGCGCUCGGCUGCCUCUGUGACCCGCCAGGUUCCGCGGCCGCGGUCACAGCGCCUCUUCUCUGCAGUUUAGAGAACUCGACCAACAGUGCCGACACCGCCAGCAACAAGUUUGUGUUCGGCCAGAACAUGAGCGAGCGCGUGCUGAGCCCGCCCAAGCUAAACGAGCUCGGUUCCGAUGCCAACAGGGAAAAUUCGGCUGCCGAGUCCGGGUCCGAGUCCUCGUCCCAGGAGGCCACCCCUGAGAAAGAGUCCCUGGCCGAGUCGGCGGCCGCCUACACCAAGGCCACGGCGCGCAAGUGUCUGCUGGAGAAGGUGGAGGUCAUCACCGGGGAGGAGGCAGAGAGCAACGUGUUACAGAUCCAGUGCAAGCUGUUUGUCUUUGACAAGACCUCGCAGUCGUGGGUGGAGAGAGGCCGGGGGCUGCUCAGACUCAACGACAUGGCGUCGGCCGACGACGGCACGUUACAGUCCCGACUAGUGAUGCGGACCCAGGGCAGCCUGAGGCUGAUCCUCAACACCAAGCUGUGGGCGCAGAUGCAGAUGGACAAGGCCAGCGAGAAGAGCGUGCGCAUCACCGCCACGGACGCCGAGGACCAGGGCGUGAAGGUCUUCCUGAUCUCGGCCAGCUCCAAGGACACGGGCCAGCUGUACGCGGCCCUGCACCACCGCAUCCUGGCUCUGCGCAGCCGCGUGGAGCAGGAGCAGGAGGCCAAGACGCCUGCCCCGGAGCCCGGGGCGGCGCCAUCCAACGAGGACGACAGUGAUGACGACGAUGUCCUGGCUCCGUCAGGAGCCUCCGGAAGCGGCGCUGGUGACGAAGGGGACGGGCAGACGGCCGGGAGCACAUAGCGCCGGGAGCCGGCUGCCCGCGAGCCUGCUGCUUUGUCCGUCUGUCCGCCCGCCCGCCCGCCCUUCCUGCCAUCAGCGUCGAGGCGCGGGGCUCGGGAACCACACUCCCCACGGGGUUGGCCACAGUCCGGAUCCGCACGUCCCGUUCAGAAGCAGACUCGGGAACUGCCUGAAUGUGGUUGGGACACGAGACCUCAUCAUAUUGAUGAGCAAAGCAAAAAGAACAUUUCUUCCCUCCCCUCCUUUGAAUUGAAAUGGCACAUUAAGACUUGUCACGGCUUCUCACUGGGA
Equus caballus (horse) is the source of this 2006-nucleotide messenger RNA. The record is from RefSeq and is a predicted model, not a curated record. Lineage: Eukaryota; Metazoa; Chordata; Mammalia; Perissodactyla; Equidae.